AUGUCCUUGUCUAGCGAAUAUGAGGUCUCUCUUCUCGAAGCACACGAACUCUCCACCGGCCCCCUCUCGAUCCUGAUGACCGCCACCCGAACACAUACCCAAGUCUUGAUCUCAUGCCGGAAUAACAGAAAACUUCUUGCGCGAGUCAAGGCGUUCGACCGCCACUGCAACAUGGUGUUGGAGAAUGUGAAGGAGAUGUGGACGGAGAAGACCAAGGGCAAUUCCAAAGGCGUCAAUAAGGACAGAUUCAUCAGCAAAAUGUUCCUCAGGGGUGAUAGUGUCAUCUUGGUUCUUUUGAGUUAA
Messenger RNA from Exophiala dermatitidis NIH/UT8656, 303 nucleotides. Its product is annotated as small nuclear ribonucleoprotein Sm D2. Gene Ontology annotation, cellular component: U1 snRNP; precatalytic spliceosome; catalytic step 2 spliceosome. The transcript has a single exon. Lineage: Eukaryota; Fungi; Ascomycota; Eurotiomycetes; Chaetothyriales; Herpotrichiellaceae. The record is from RefSeq and is a predicted model, not a curated record. Gene Ontology annotation, biological process: RNA splicing; spliceosomal snRNP assembly. Gene Ontology annotation, molecular function: RNA binding. The coding region runs from base 1 to 303 and encodes 100 amino acids.